AUGCUAUCGGUACAGUCGCCCGGCUGCGCGGGAAUGGAGCGGCUCGGCGUUCCUGCCGGUAGUUCCAUUGGCUCACCACCUCUCAGAGAUGAACGAAGCCGGCGAUUACGGGUGGACUCCGGCGUGACGGCGAAUGCCGCCACCAGCAACUCUUACCAACAUCUUCCCAACUUGCACCAUCACAGCCAUCAUGCGCUUCACCACCACGAUCAUCUAUUAGUAAACAGCGGUAGUAGUGAUAAUAGAAAUUAUAUGAACAAUCACAGCCAUCAGCAGCAGUACCAUCAUACGGCGUCGACGACGACGACGACGCCAGGCAGUCGCCACAAGGAUGCAUGCUCUAGCAGUUCCAGCAGCGGAAGCAGUAGCAGUAGCAGCAGCAGUAGCUACGGCAAACACAGCAACCAUCAAAGCACCAGCAGUUUCUACGGAGGAAACAACAACAGCAGUUUGUGCAUCAACAGCAUCAGCAAAUGUCCGCAUCACGUGGCACUACCGGAUGGUGAACGGGGGCCGGACCGGAAUCUGCAGAUACCGCAAUCGGAGAUCCCCCGAACGUACGUCAAGGCUCCCCCGAACAAAACGGUACGGGACGUCCCGCCGCAGUACCAAUCGGGAGCAUCCUCCACAUCGUCGUCCAUGAGCAAUCUCAACAGUCACCUUCGCGGAGCAGCAGGUGGUUCGGCAGCGAUGAGCCACUCGCUCAGCGGGGGUGUCAGUCUGGGUAACCGGGCCAUAGUCAAUAGUCUGUCGGCGUACGGUUCCUCCAGCAGUACGGCUGGCGGCACCACCAACACCACCGCCAAACCCAAGUCUGAACUGAAACUGAGAGAUAUCCUGCGAACGAUCACAGAUAACCACGCUAUCCCAGAAAAUCCCUCAACAAUUGAAGGUAAAUAUAUUUUUACAGUAGUGCGUAAGACAGUAAAUAGAAACCAUGCGAAGAAGUUUCAAAUCUAUGUGCAAGACUACCAUUUAGUAAAGUGUGCAACCAAAACGACGAACGAGUAACUAUCAGUAAAGAAAGGAUUGGGAAGCGAAUAUUAUGUAACAUAAAUUACAUUUUAGAAAGGUAUCAAAAAGUCAAGUAAAAAUGACAACCAUUUAGCCCUUCGGAGGGUGCCCAAUGGAAAAUACUAGUGAAAUUUGAUUAUUUGUUAAGUUAAAUUAUUUAAUUUUAAAUCAAUUGUAUUGGCUGGAGUGAGUUAGAUACUCGUGAAUAGUCCUAACAUAAAAUACAAGCUAGUGCAUUGAUGAACAUAUAAACCAACAAUAGGAUGAAUAACAAUUCGCUUCUUUAUGAAUCCAGUUUAUGCAAAAUUCUGAAUAAUAAAACAAAAGGAAUGGAAAUAGCUCAAGUACUACCGAAACACAAUAAUUAUGUAAAGCACACAGAUGAUAAAAUAUAAACCAAUACAUACACGUUCACAUAGAUACCGAAAACAGGCAGACCCGUACGGCAGCAAAACACACAUACCACACAUGCUACAAUACUACACGUAAACAAUAAAACAGUGUACCACAACAAAGCAAAACAAAAAUAAACGGAAAGCUUUUUUUGUCAAUAGCAGCAAACGAUAAACUACAAAUUUUACUAUUACAAACUACAAUAUAUACUUCCGAAGCAACCACUACUACAAGCAAAACUAUUAUAAAAUAGAACCGCAACAAACAAACAAAACUACUACAAGCAACAGCAAACAAACUACAUCCACACACUACUAUACCACAUACAUAGAUCACAUGGCUGGGAAUGUGUAAUCUUUCUAUAGAGGGAAAAGUAAAUCAUCCGCGAACAAGAGAAAAAGAACGAUGAGCGGGCGGAGUACGCGAAAUAGUUUUAAAAAAGUAGGCAAAGGAAUCAAGUAAACUAGAUAAAGAACUGGGAAAGUUUAGGUUUAGCAAAGGAGAGAGAAUGAAUGAAUGUAUGCGUUUUUUGUUCGUAUUUCCUAGCGUAGCAAAGUGUAUACUUUGAUUUCGUCGAGAGGCCUUUUGCGCGAGCGGAAGGCUUUGUAAAGUAAAGCCGGCCAUAUACACUUUUUGUUUGUUUUUGUUUUGAAUCAAUUCAACCGAAUCUGGUCAGAGAGAUUUGGUCAAAGUCGAAGAUGGGGGGAGGGCAAAAUGACGGUAAGAGGGAGGGUUUUCGCGAAUAAAUUGUGAUAAUUUACCAAAUUGAACAUAAAAAAAUCAUUUUACUCAUACCAACCCUGCGGGAGGAGGGGUGUUCAAAUUUAUAGUUAGGAGUUGUUUUUUUUUAGUUUUGGAACAAUGCCACGGCGGUGGAAUAAAAACGGUAAGAAACUUUAGUAGUAGGUAUUAGGAAAAUGGAUAUUCAAAAUUUGCAGCUAAAUAUCAACCAAAUUAUCAAAAAUAAAAACGCAGCUGGCCAGGCGUUCGACGGAAGCGUCAAGGUACCCGUACACAUACAUUUAAAUGGCCGGGGCUCUGCUUAACCGCACAAGGCGCCAAAAAAUCAUUUUUUAGUUAAAUUUUCGUGUAGCAGGUUCAAUCGAUCACAAAGCAAGCCCAUAAUUCUACAACAAAUUUCCCGUAAAUCGUAAUUACAGCUUAUGAAUCAAAGGUAAAAAAAACGCCUUCUCUCACUGAUUCUGAGUUAAUUUUUUUGUUGAGGCGAUCAUGUAGCGGAAGCCUUCAUCUCUCUGCUAGUGAUGUUGAUUAGCGUGAAAAAGUCAUCAAAACAAGGCAUUGUUUUCGUUAGGCUUUUAAGCCAAAAUCAUAUGUUAUAGAAGCAAUGUCCACAUCAAUUGAUAUGAAUAAAAUAAUCGUUUUCGUUUUUACGAACAAGGUGCGGUUUGGUAGAACCUCGACUAAAUAAGAAAAGUUCCACACAGGGGGUUCAUAGAUGAAUGCUUAGUAUCGGAUCGAAGUAAACCAGAGAGAGAGAGGAUUACGAUAGUGUUGCUUAAAAGAGAAGGGGAAUAAUAAGGAAAAGAAUGGAAGACGCGAACAGUUUAUUUAAUAAACUAAAUUUAAUCGUAAGAGAAAGUGAAAUUGUGAUAUAUACAAGGUAAAGAAUAAAAAUACACGGAAAACUACUAAGCGGUGUUCAUUACGUAUAGAACGGAAAACCAGUAAUAAGGGAAUGUAGCAUUAACUAAUUUUUAAAUGUGCAGUGUUUGUGUGACGGAAUAAUGUGGCUAGAAUGCGUUGUUGAUGAUCUAAUGUUGAAAUCACGUAAGUAAAGUUGAGGGAAUCAAUGUCAAUGCUGUUCAAUGGUCCGAAGUGUAACUGAUGGGAAUAUCUAAAUUUAAGCAAGACGUUUGAUUAUUUUUAGUUAAAUCUCGUAAUCAUUGUUCUGUGCGAUUUAUAAAUUUAUGAAAUCAUGAACGUUAUCCAUGAUUUUCAGAAUAUUGGCCAUGUGCACAAUAGCCAUCCAAAAUUCACCUCAUUCACACUCUUACACAUGGGUUGCUCCAGGAAGAACUAAAAAGUCAAAAGUUAAAACAUAUUUUAAUUUAAAAAAAUAGUACACGGGGGUCGUCUUUUCACGCGGCUUUGUGAUUUAAACCUAUUUAGGGCGAAUUUUGGGAUUUUUCUGGUUCUAUUUAAUGGGGAUUUUGAUUCCCAUGUUGAACUUUGUAUAAUCAUCAUUCAUAAUGGAUCAACCAAGGUAACUUAUGUCGUACUCAUCGCAUCAAAACAACGUUUAAAACAUAACUGAUUCACUGUGGCGUCAGCUGCUCGUCUCAUAAUUACCCCUUUUGACAGGUUUAUAUUUUUGCGAUUAAGGCAAAAGCAUGUGAAAUCAAAUUGUCAAUUUCGGGCAAUGCUGGGUAUAUACAGCUGUGUUUUACCCUUUGAAUCUUGAAUGAUUCAUUUUUUUGAAUUUCAUUCAUUUAUUUAGUUUACAUCUAAACAGAUAAUACUGAGUCAACAAUUUGACGCCACAAUACACGGUUCGAGGCCGCAUCUCUCCAUCCUCGAAUGCGCCCCAUGCUCGCCAAGUCGUUUUGCACCUGGUCUGCCCACCUUGCUCGUUGUGCUCCACGCCGUCUCGUACCUGCCGGAUCGGAAGCAAACAUCAUCUUUGCAUGAUUGCUGGCCGCCAUUCUUGCAACAUGUCCUGUCCAUCAUAUCCUCCCGGCUUCAGCUACCUUCUGAAUACUGGGUUCGCCAUAGAGCUGGGCGAGCUCGUGGUUCAUUCUUCGCCGCCACACACCGUUUUCUUGCACGCCGCCAAAGAUGGUCCUAAGCACCCGUCUUUUGAAUACUUCGAGUGCUUGCAAGUCCUCCUCGAGCAUUGUUCAUGUUUCAUGUCCGUAGAGGACUACCGGUCUUAUCAACGUCUUGUACAUGACACAUUUGGUACGGUGGCGAAUCUUUUUUGACCGCAGUUUCUUCUGGAGCCCACAGUAGGUCCGACUUCCAUAGAUGAUGCGCCUUCGUAUUUCACGACUACCAUUGUUAUCAGCCGUUAGCAAGGAUCCGAGGUAGACGAAUUCCUCGGCCACAUCGAAGGUAUCCCCAUAUAUCGUAACACUGCUUCCCAGGCGGGCCCUGUCGCGCUCGGUUGCACCCACAAGCAUGUACUUUGUCUUCGAUGCAUUCACCACCAAUCCAACUUUGGUUGCUUCACGUUUCAGGCGGGUAUACCGUUCUGCCACCUUUACAAAUGUUCGACCGACAAUGUCAUCCGCGAAACAAAUAAAUAAACAUUUCUUUGAAUCUGACUAUUUAAGAAGUCUGUAAUAAUCACCGUCUGCAGUUAAAUUUAUAAGCGUGUACGAUAAGGUGGCUCAAUUAUUUAAAAAAUAUUUUCGAUACUGAUACUGUGAACAAAAUUGUAUGCUUAUCGGCUAAUGUUUGGGCGGUGCUUCAUUCAUUUGAUGUUUAUCUUCGAAAAUUUAUAAAGGAACAUCGAUAUUCAGUUUGACGCUAGUUGGCGCUACCUAUUACUGAGUAGCAAUAAAUGUGGUGUUGAAAAUAGAAGUUCUGGUAACUCAAACAGUCAAAUUUGUUUUAUCUGGUUGUAGCGAAGACGCCCAAAUUAUUAUCGAUGAUAUGAAAUCUAAAAUAUUGCCCAAAUUAAGUGGAAGAAAAAAUCUUUUCUGGUCCGUUCCUUUCACGGCAAUCAGGCUGUUGAAAAACAGUUGGAUACAAAGAAAGUGCGAUUCCAUUUGACAAAAGCAUGGCAGUGAAUCCAAAAUACCACCCGUGGGUGUUGCGAUUCCAACUAAAUCAUUAAUGUUAGCCUCGGUGAAAAACAGCGAACAAUGUCAAUUCAGACGGCAAUCACCAUGCAACCAACAUGCUCCAGGGCAUCGCGAAUAGAUUUUCCUAACGAGAUGUUUUAACUCGCGCAAUUUUACGAAAGGAAAAACAUUCACAGAUCGCUAACUGUGGGAGCCGAAGAAAGCGAAAUAAUGGUGACAAGCGCGCAAUUGUUGUUUUGACAAAAACCUGAACGAGACUUCUUCCAUGAAGGUAUCUAACCAAUCAGGACCUAAUCGCUGAAGGGAACACGAUGUCUAAAUAGAAAUGCUUUUAUUUUUACUAAUUGACAGUGAAAACAUGGACGGCAUCGCUAUUGAUCUUUGUAAUAUUCAUAAAAUUUGAAACUUGGCCAAUGAUGAGUUUUAAAAAGCAAAAUAGAUGUUUUGGAAUUUUUUAUAAUUAGGUAUGUCCUUCGCAAUGAAAGUUUUAAAUUACUAUUGGCGUUUGUACGCGGUUUCUUAAGCUAUUUUAUUAGCUUAAGUUUUAUUGCGGCAGUCGCAUUUUAUACAAGUUAUAUUCCACCAUAGUUCACAAACACCAAAUACCUGCGUAAAGACGAUUGCAUUAUGCGAAAAAUCUUACUGAAUAUUUGGGAUUUGAAUUAAGAAUUAAAAUAAAUAAUAAGGAUGGACCACCGACAGUAAGCAUUGCAAACAGAGUUGGAUUCCCUUUGCCCAUCUCGCUUGUCAAUAUACAAAUUUAUAAACAACGAUAUAGAAAUAUUCAAUUUAAACACUGUUGAAAAGCUAAUUAGGACUCCAUGUUAGAAGGCAGGCCAAGUUUCAGUGAGAAUUCGAAACCACGAAGUAGUUAGAGCAACUUCCUGGCUAACAAACUCUAAUCGGUCAUUUUUCUUAGAUUCGUCAUUAUUGUAUCGCUCAUAAAAAAAAUCUACUCCUUUGCUUAUUUUUCGUCGCAACAAAAAAUAAACGCCAGAUAGUCGCCUCAGAAAAACAUACCUCCAGAAAAAAGCCAUUUCGAUAUUUUUGAAAAUUUGGCCACCACGUGGUGGAUUCUAAUGGUGAAUGCCUUGAAAGCACGUGCUUUUUGUAGUGCGGAUAAAUGAGAGCCUUAGAAAAUGAUCACGAAAGUUGGCAUUAUGUUGCAAGGCACAAUACUUACAGCACUAAGAAUGCGAUGAUUUUCUGCCGUCUUAUAGGUAUUCGAAUGAACUGUACUGGGAACAUUGCACUGGAUUGCUAACUCUUAUGGCACUCAAUGAUCCUAAUUAUAGAAAACAUUUCAAAAUUCAAAAUUGAAGAACGUAAAAUUUUCACGUCAUCUUUUCUUCACGACCUACUUUGAUCUUCUGCGCCUUUUCAUUUUUCCAAUAAGUAACAAACCCACACAAAAUAAUUGCAAUAAAAAUUAAUUGAAUCCCUUUGAUUGAGGCUUUAUCUGAUGCAUGAGAUGCCGUGAUAAUGCUGUUCGAACUUUAAAUAACCACAGAAUAUGAGACUGACAACACUUUAUAUUGGAAGAAACAAGGCUAGAUAGGGAGAUUUAAAAGUAAAAACUGAACAUUUUAUUUCACAAAUGUCAGUUAUUGUUUAGAACAACGGUUCUCAACCUGGGGUAUAUGUACCUUUACCUUUGCUGGUCUCAAGGGGUAACUACACCCAACCGGCGGUUGUUAGAUUUUCUAACAAUUCUGUAUAAGAUCUACCAAAACAUGUAUAAGAACUGGGCAUAUGCGAAAUUGUUAGAUUCUUAUGCACAAAAUGU
Molecule: messenger RNA, 6960 nt
Organism: Armigeres subalbatus
Lineage: Eukaryota; Metazoa; Arthropoda; Insecta; Diptera; Culicidae
Exons: 4
Coding region: 1-1011 (336 amino acids)
Source: RefSeq, a predicted model, not a curated record